AUGCUUUCUUCUUCUCCAACUUCCUUUGCUCAUCCAUUCCUCUCCUCUUCUCCGCCUCUCUCUCCCCUAUCUCCGCAGUCUCGCGCGGCUCGGAUCUCUCCUCCUCUCGUCUCCGCCUCUUGCUCUUACACCUGCGCGGAAGAUUCGCCGAGAUUGCAUCAGAUCCCGCGGCGAUUGUCGACGGCGACAGCUUCGCUUUACGAGAUUCUGGAGGUUCCUCACGGCGCGACGAGCCAGGAUAUCAAAUCGGCUUACCGGAGACUGGCCAGGAUCUGCCAUCCCGACGUGGCGGGAACCGAUCGGACGAAUUCGGUUUCUUCGGCGGAUGAGUUCAUGAAGAUCCACGCCGCGUACUGUACGCUUUCCGAUCCCGAGAAACGCUCUGUUUACGAUCGGAGGAUGCUUCGACGGAGCCGUCCUUUGACGGUCGGCACCUCCGGUUUGGGAAGUUACGUCGGACGGAACUGGGAAACCGAUCAGUGCUGGUAG
Molecule: messenger RNA, 489 nt
Organism: Microthlaspi erraticum
Lineage: Eukaryota; Viridiplantae; Streptophyta; Magnoliopsida; Brassicales; Brassicaceae
Source: the annotation of a GenBank genome assembly